GAGAGCGGUGGCGGCGGCGGCGGCUGCGCCGGGCUGUGUGUCUCUCGCCGCCGGAGGAAGAUGAGGCUGAAGAUCGGGUUCAUCUUACGCAGUUUGCUGCUGGUGGGAAGCUUCCUGGGGCUGGUGGUCCUCUGGUCUUCCCUCUCCUCGCGUCCCGACGAGCCGAGCCCGCUGAGCAGGAUGAGGGAAGACAGAGAUGUCAAUAACCCUCUGCCUAACCGAGGAGGCAAUGGAUUAGCUCCUGGGGAUGACAGAUUCAAGCCUGUGGUACCAUGGCCUCAUGUUGAAGGAGUAGAAGUGGACUUAGAGUCUAUUAGAAGAAAAAACAAGGCCAAAAAUGAACAGGAGCGUCAUGCUGGAGGAGAUUCCCAGAAAGACAUAAUACAGAGGCAAUUCCUCACAUUUAAGCCUCAGACUUUCACCUACCAUGAUCCUGUGCUACGCCCGGGGGUCCUCGGUAACUUUGAACCCAAAGAACCCGAGCCCCAUGGAGUGGUUGGUGGCCCUGGAGAGAAAGCCAAACCAUUGGUUCUGGGACCAGAAUACAAGCAAGCAGUUCAAGCCAGCAUUAAGGAGUUCGGAUUUAACAUGGUGGCAAGUGACAUGAUCUCGCUGGAUCGCAGCGUCAAUGACUUACGCCAAGAAGAAUGCAAGUACUGGCAUUAUGAUGAGAACCUGCUCACUUCCAGCGUCGUCAUUGUCUUCCAUAAUGAAGGAUGGUCAACCCUCAUGAGGACAGUGCACAGUGUCAUCAAAAGGACACCAAGGAAGUAUUUAGCAGAAAUUGUGCUAAUUGAUGAUUUCAGCAAUAAAGAGCACUUAAAAGGAAAACUGGAUGACUACAUAAAACAGUGGAAUGGCCUCGUAAAGGUGUUUCGAAAUGAGAGAAGAGAGGGUUUGAUUCAAGCUCGAAGCAUUGGUGCGCAGAAGGCUAAACUUGGACAGGUUUUGGUAUACCUUGAUGCCCACUGUGAGGUGGCAGUUAACUGGUAUGCGCCACUUGUAGCUCCCAUAUCUAAGGACAGAGCAACAUGUACUGUGCCUCUAAUAGAUUACAUAAACGGGAAUGAUUAUUCCAUUGAACCACAGCAAGGUGGGGAUGAAGAUGGUUUUGCCAGAGGGGCCUGGGACUGGAGUAUGCUAUGGAAACGUAUUCCACUAAACCACAAGGAAAAGGCCAAAAGAAAACAUAAAACUGAACCUUAUCGGUCUCCAGCGAUGGCUGGUGGAUUAUUUGCCAUUGAGAGAGAGUUCUUCUUCGAACUGGGUCUCUAUGAUCCUGGUCUCCAGAUUUGGGGUGGCGAGAACUUUGAAAUCUCAUACAAGAUCUGGCAGUGCGGUGGGAAAUUAUUAUUUGUCCCUUGUUCUCGCGUUGGACACAUCUACCGUCUUGAGGGCUGGCAAGGAAACCCUCCCCCCCUUUAUGUGGGGUCUUCUCCAACUCUUAAGAAUUAUGUCAGAGUUGUAGAAGUCUGGUGGGACGAGUACAAAGACUACUUCUACGCCAGCCGUCCUGAGUCAAGGGCACUGCCAUAUGGGGACAUAUCUGAGCUGAAGAAAUUUCGAGAAGACCACAACUGCAAAAGCUUCAAAUGGUUUAUGGAAGAAAUAGCUUAUGACAUCACUGCCCACUACCCUUUGCCACCCAAAAAUGUUGAGUGGGGAGAAAUCCGCGGCUUGGAGACUGCAUACUGUAUUGAUAGCAUGGGGAAAACCAACGGAGGCUUCGUUGAGCUAGGACCCUGCCACAGGAUGGGCGGGAACCAGCUUUUCCGAAUCAAUGAAGUAAAUCAGCUCAUGCAAUAUGACCAAUGUUUGACAAAGGGGCCCGAUGGAUCCAAAGUCAUGAUUACACACUGCCACCUCAAUGAAUUUAAGGAGUGGCAGUACUUCAAGAGCCUGCACAGGUUCACUCACAUCCCUUCAGGAAAGUGCUUAGAUCGAUCAGAUGUCCUGCACCAAGUGUUCAUCUCCAGCUGUGACUCCAGUAAAACGACUCAGAAGUGGGAAAUGAACAACAUCCACAGUGUUUAAAGAGUCCACGGAAACCAACACUCUACCUACUGACAAGUACACGUAGAGAGGACUGCGAACCGCCUGGAACCUGCUGCAAGCACUAUUAUUGAUUCUGUACAGCUCCAAACCUGGAACCUCUGAUCGGAUGGAAAGACGUUGAUAAACUGUGAUUUUCACAAUAACAUCAUCUGCAGUUACUGUUUACAAAACUGCUUUUACCUUAAACUCCGUAGAUGUUUACAUCACUUUUCUUUUGUUUUAAGAUGACGUUGGUAAUUUGUGCCUUUAACUCGGUUUUCAGAACAGAGUUAAAGCAUAUGUUGUCUUCUUUGGGAAUACACUCAGGGGUCUGAAAGGCAGUUUGGUUUUUGUUGUUGUUGUUCUUGUUUUUUAACACACUUGAAAAAAAAAAGGUUGGAGUAACCAGACUUUCGUAUAUGACUUGGUGGUUAUCAACCUGUUGUGUCUUUAUUUAAUUUUACAUCUUUCUGAAGCACUGCCACAGGUCGUUAGCCAAGGUGGCCUUCCUUCAGUCAUGCUGCUUGUUUGAAAGGUGAAUUUCCACACAUUUAGUGCCUCUUUCAUUUUUCAGUAUAUUUUUGAGAGCUUAUAUAGAAAUUUAUAUGAUGGUAACAAUGGAUGGACUGUCACCUGUAUGGGCCAUACUUCUGUCACUUAGAAAUGAAUUUCUGGGCUGCCAUUGAUAUGAAGUUGAAUGAUGUGUGGCUGGAAGAAAAAUGACAAUGGGGACCAUCUCAAGGCCAUUCCAUAGGGCUUGAAGAUUCUGUGGCAUUAACCCCAUGCCCUCUGCUCGCACCAACUUCUAGGCUAGCAAAGGGUCUUCCCAGUAAAGAAAACUUCUAGGCUAGCAAAGGGGUCUUCCCACUAAAGAAAACUUCUAGGCUAGCAAAGGGUCUUCCCACUAAAGAAACAUCGCCCACCCACCUACAUUUUACAUCUACAUUCCCCGGUAUCUAUAGAAAACUAGAAAUACUUCUCAGUUUAAAACUUGAAAGGGCCUGAGGUAACGGGGAUGACAACACAAUCAAAUCUAGUGUCAACAAUUAAAGGUUAGAUCUGAGGUAAGAAUUCCCAAGCCCUUGUUGGAUAUAAAGCCUUAGAAAACUGUAGUGCAGCCUAAGCUGUGAAACCAAGAUGAGCUGACACUUGUCUUCAUCCAAAUGAAAUGCCAUGCACAUUGUUUUUUAAUUUAAGAAAAUUAGCGUCUGAGAACACAGAUCGUCAACAAAUGUGAACUACGUUCUUUUGAGUUAGGUGUUAGUUCUGUAGGGUUCCUUAAUUUCUUUUUUAGGAAAGGUUUUUGUUUUUUAUUUACCAGUGAAAAGAUUUAAUUUAAACACAUUAUUACCUACUUUAAGAGAACCAAAUGUUGCAAAUUUUAAUUUCUAAGAAAUCUUCUCUUACCCAAUAUUAAAAUGUCUGCAUUGAGUGCCAAAAAGAACAGCCAUGUGAUAGGAUGGGGCAGGUAAAUUAAACAUUUUUGAUCUUGCAAUCACGGUAUCAUUAUAAUGAAAGAAAUUCACAAACUACUGCCAGAAGGAAAUAUUUUUAAUUAGAGCUUUAAAAUGAACAACCAAAAAAAAAAAAGCCUAUAUUUGUUCAGAAGAAAAGUCUACAAUUUGUUUUCUUCCAGCCUUAGGUCUUCCGUUUGGACCGUGAGAACUAAGCUCCCUGAGUAGAGCUUUAGCUGUAAUUUUGAAUUGUCAGCUUGUAUUUUGCUACUGGUCUGUGAUCAACUAUUUAAACUUUCAUUCAUCUCUAGGGGUGUUUAAAGAUAAUUGCAAGUCAAUCGACCACAAAGAGGAAAGAGAGAAAACUGGUCAUUACUUGUGUUUGAAACUGACCCUAGUGUCCAUGGUGAAUAGAUGCUAACCUUGAAUCUAUGCAUAGGCUGAAAAAGGUGGCACAUGAACUGUGCGUGUAAUUUUAUGGGUAAAUCAAUCUGUUUUUAGUACAAUUCCUUAGGAUACUGUAUGAACGUGAUUCUAUAUAUUGAAAUCAGAAAUCUUACCACACACGAAAACAUCAGAAGCUGCCGCCAUAAUGACUAUUUUGUACUUUUGGCUGCUUUGGAAAUAAUCCCCAUAUCCUUGCUUUGUAAGUUGAUAUCACUAUGCAUUUCUACACAUUUUAUAAAUUUGAUUUAUGCAGAUUUUGAUACACUGUAUGUUUCUGUAGAAAUUGUAAAAAUACUCAAAAUUUUAUUAGGGUAAACUUGAGAAGCUUAUGUAUAUCUUAAUUCUGGGUUGCUUGUUUUUUAGGUGAGAAAAAAAUAAAAUACUGUAUUUUAAUCCAUA
Messenger RNA from Mesocricetus auratus (golden hamster), 4334 nucleotides. RefSeq names its product polypeptide N-acetylgalactosaminyltransferase 7 (gene Galnt7). The record is from RefSeq and is a predicted model, not a curated record. The coding region runs from base 61 to 2034 and encodes 657 amino acids. NCBI's taxonomy places the organism in Eukaryota, Metazoa, Chordata, Mammalia, Rodentia, Cricetidae. Gene Ontology annotation, cellular component: Golgi apparatus. The transcript is spliced from 12 exons.